This is a messenger RNA of Balaenoptera acutorostrata (minke whale), 369 nucleotides long. RefSeq names its product keratin-associated protein 19-8-like. Lineage: Eukaryota; Metazoa; Chordata; Mammalia; Artiodactyla; Balaenopteridae. The record is from RefSeq and is a predicted model, not a curated record. Bases 1 to 369 code for a protein of 122 amino acids. The transcript is spliced from 3 exons.
AUGGCGGCUUUGGUGGACUGGGGUAUGGCUAUGGUUGUGGAUGUGGCAGCUUCUGCAGACUGGGCUAUGGCUGUGGCUUCAGAGGCUAUGGAUAUGACUCUGGUUAUGGAAGAUUUGGAUAUGGCUGCCAUUGCCACCCAUUCUUCUGUGGAAGAUAUGGAUUUUCUAGCUUCUAGCCAUUACAGCAACUAUUACGGAGGCUUGGGCUAUGGCUAUGGAGGCUUUGGUGGUCUGGGCUAUGGCUACGUUUGUGGAUGUGGCAGCUUCCGCAGACUGGGCUAUGGCUGUGGCUUCAGAGGCUAUGGAUAUGACUGCUGCCAUUACCACCCAUUGCGCUAUGGAGGUUAUGGAUUCUCUAGCUUCUACUAA